UACUCUAGCUUCACAUCCGAAACACACAAAGCAAACAUCUUCCAAGAAACACUAAGAAAUCAUCUACAAACAACAAAAAGAGAUGAAGCCCAUUACAUUUCUGGUGGCUAUAACUACCGUCGCAGUCAUUCUUUCCACCGUCAGGGCAAUGCCAGGUGGGUGGCAGCCGAUAAAAAACACAAACGACGAGCGCGUCAAGAUGGUCGGCCAGUACGCAGUUUAUGUGUACAACUUCAAAAAUGAUUACAAAAAUCCGUUGAGACUCGUAAACGUCAGAAGCGGUCAGAUCCAGUUCGUGAACGGAGUGAACUAUAGGCUCAUCAUCACCGUGGCUCCAACCUAUGGCCUCGACUCCGAGGGGAUUGUAUACGGAACGGAAGUUUCCGUGAGCCCUGAUCGUAACACCGCGGGGCUAAAAUAUUUCGCACCUAUAAACAAGGGGCUAAAUUAAUAUAUAUCCGUCCGGCCAUGAACAAUAAUUUAGUAGUCUUUAUUAAUUUUUUUAAUUUCUCCAUAUGUAAUGUAAGUUUCAUUAAUAAUUAGGAAUAACAUAAGCUUUUGUUGGUAGUUAUGUGAUUAAACUGAUUAUGUCCUUAGCAUCACAUUUUUAAUUUCUAGAAAUCGUUCUGCUAUAUAUGGUUCUAUUGCACUAAAUCUCAUGAAACACUCAAGGCCAUGAUAAACUAUUCGAUUGUUCAUUUUAGUAUUUACGUUUAAAUAAGCACAAUAAUUAACG
Linum trigynum is the source of this 736-nucleotide messenger RNA. The record is from the annotation of a GenBank genome assembly. Lineage: Eukaryota; Viridiplantae; Streptophyta; Magnoliopsida; Malpighiales; Linaceae.